Molecule: messenger RNA, 952 nt
Organism: Neoarius graeffei (lesser salmon catfish)
Lineage: Eukaryota; Metazoa; Chordata; Actinopteri; Siluriformes; Ariidae
Product: calcium-binding and coiled-coil domain-containing protein 1-like
Exons: 9
Coding region: 124-870 (248 amino acids)
Biological process (GO): regulation of DNA-templated transcription
Source: RefSeq, a predicted model, not a curated record
CUGGUGUUAACAUGCUGUGGAAAGGGCUCCUGUGGAAUUGCUGAUUCAUUUGCCCCAGCAGAAGCAUCACUUGUGUGUGAGCGAGAACGAGAAGCUCACAGUGCCCUGAAGUUGCAAUAUGAGAUGACUUUAACAGACAUCAAGGAGUCACUAAAAGGCUCUCUGGCUGAAGCGGAGAGGAAAAAUGAGCAGAUGAUGGAGUUCAAUGUUCAGCUAGAGAACGAGAAGUCAGACCUGAUGCACACUGUACACGAACUGAGAGGCAAAGUAUCUCAGUUGAUGGAAAUGUUCUGUGACAUAGACAUGACUUGUGGCACAAUAAAGCAGGAUCAUGAGCAAAUGAGGGAGGCUUACAGAAUUCUAAAGUCACAGUAUGAAGAAGUGUUAAAACAACAAGAUGCGUCCCUAAUGGAGUGUGCACAAGAGUGGGAGGCUCAAAAUAUCCUGAAGUUGAAGUGUGAUCAAAUGAAGGUCUCUCUGGCUGAAGCUGUGAAGAAAUAUGAGCAGGUGAUGGAGUCAAAUGCUCAGCAAAAGGAUGAGAACUAUGACCUGAUGUACCAGGCGAACACACUGCAAGACUCAGUGCAGCAGCUCAAGAUGGAGCUCUCUGAAUCAUGCAGGAAGUUUGACGAGGUAAAAAGGGAGUGUGAGAAAGAACUGGAAGUUUACCAUAUGCUGCAGUCACAGAAUGAUGAGUUGAAGAUGUUGUUAAAUCAUAACGAGGAGUUAGUAAAGAUCACUCUGGCUGAAGCCGAGAGGAAAUAUAAGCAGGUGAUGGAAUCUAAUGCUCAACCGGAGAAAGAAAAGUCAGAGCUGAUGUACCACCUACACAGGUUCAGUGUUGCAGCUGGAGGAAAUAUGAUUCGAUGAAGCAGGGGUCGCCACAGCGGAUCUUUCAUCUCCAUUGCUCCCUGUCUUCCGCAUCCUUCUCUACCACACCUGCCACUUUCAU